Notolabrus celidotus (New Zealand spotty) is the source of this 5280-nucleotide messenger RNA. RefSeq names its product R3H domain-containing protein 2. Lineage: Eukaryota; Metazoa; Chordata; Actinopteri; Labriformes; Labridae. The record is from RefSeq and is a predicted model, not a curated record. Bases 867 to 3992 code for a protein of 1041 amino acids. The transcript has 27 exons. Gene Ontology annotation, molecular function: nucleic acid binding.
AGUCAGUGCCCCAGUUUGGCCACCCAAGUCAAAACUAUCUGGCUCCGCCACUGGUCUGGAUGCAUCGAGGUGACAGAAGAAAUAACUUUAAUGAAGCAUACUCAUAAUUUAACAUUCAUAUUUCGACAUUAUAUCCGUUUUGGGUUUAAUUGAUGAAGUUUAUACUGUCCCCUGAACGUCUCCCUCGGACUGUUCCGCACGCCGCUGACGUAAACUCUCAGUGAAGGGGAAAAAAAGUGACGCUGACAUCCACACAGACACAAGCCGGAGCCGAGAAGGGGGAAAGCGUUUUGUUUCUUUUUUUUCUUUCAUUUGUGUCCCUUUUAUACUUUGGCGUUUUGUUGUUACCUAGCAGAACCCUGUCACGGAAUUGACUGCUUCGCUCCUCAGCACUUGCUCUUUAUGGUUUACGUCCACGCCGCUCUCCCCUCACGCGGCGCUAUUUUGACAGUCAGGGUCGCUGCAGUGAAACGACUCAAGCUAGCAGCAGCUUUAUAUCCACUAGCAUUGAAACAACCUGAAGGAUUCUUCUCGCUGAACCGCGACAUAAGGCCAGCUUCACGGACUCCUGACUGGAGGACAGACCAUGCUGCUGCACUGAGCCGGAGGAAGGGAGAAGAGAGAGGCCCCCGUGACGCCUGAGCCCCACCUCAAAGGCUAAGACCUGAUAUGGACUGCGCUUCGCCCCCUGCUGCAGCCCAGCCCAGUACACUACCUUAGUGGGUUCCCCUCAUCUUCCUGCGUGUGGUUCCCAUCCACACUCACUGUACAGAGUCCAGAACAGAUCUGGUACCACCUACAGCCACUCCUGGGUUCUCCACCCAACCCCCUCCCCAACUCCCACCCUCUCCCCCUCCCCUAAGAAGAUGUCAGUGAGCCUGACAACAGACAUCCAGCAGGAGGGAGAGAGUGGUCCACUCAUCGAGCCCUGCGGUCGAGGAAAGACCUCCCCUCAACCACAAGGCGUCAAGGAAGGGACAGGAGAGGGCCCGGAGGCGGAGGAGAGCUCCCCACAGGAUGCACAGAAACGGGCUCCCAAUCAUAGCCAUGGCAGGAAAAGAGCCAAGUCUAAUGCCAAACUGAAGCUGGUACGGAGUCUGGCAGUGUGUGAGGAGUCUUCUGGUCCGUUCUCCAAUGAUGGACCUCCAGAAUCGGACAUCAUACAGCUUCACAUCAGCUGUCCGUCAGACAAGGAGGAGGAGAAGUCCUCCAAAGACGAGAAUGAAAAUGAAGAGAAGGAGAAGAAGGACAAGACUCCGCGGAAGAUGUUGUCACGUGACUCCAGUCAGGAAUACACUGACUCCACGGGCAUCGAUGUUCACGAGUUUCUGGUCAACACACUGAAGAACAAUCCCAGGGAUCGAAUGAUGCUGCUCAAACUAGAACAAGAUAUCCUGGAGUUCAUUAAUGACGACAAUAAUCAGUAUAAGAAGUUUCCUCAGAUGACUUCUUAUCACCGUAUGCUGCUGCACCGUGUGGCCGCCUACUUCGGCAUGGACCACAAUGUGGAUCAGACAGGCAAGGCUGUCAUCAUCAACAAAACUGGCAACACACGCAUCCCAGAACAAAGGUUCUCUGAACACAUCAAGGAUGAACGCAACAUGGACUUCCAGAAGAAGUUCAUCCUCAAGAGAGACGAUGCCAGCAUGGAUAAAGAUGAUAAUCAGAUCCGUGUGCCACUACAGGACGGGCGACGAAGCAAGUCCAUUGAAGAGAGGGAGGAAGAGUAUCAGAGGGUACGAGACAGGAUCUUUGCACGAGAAGUGUCCUUUUUCUUACAGUCCUCUCAAAACGGAUACAUCAAUGACAACAGAGGGAACCGCGAGAGCUCCAGCCGGGCGUCUAGCAGUCGUCAAAGCAGCACAGACAGUGACAUGAAGUGCCUGGAGCCACGGCCCUGGAGCAGCACCGACUCAGACAGCUCCAACCGCACCCUCCGGCCACCCGUCACCAAGGCUAGCAGCUUCUCUGGCAUCUCCAUCCUGACCAGAGGGGAUAGCCUUGGCAGCAACAAAGGCUCACAGGGAAGCUGCAAAGGCUCUCGCUCUGCCUCUCAGUCUAGCCGUAGCCUUCUCCCCUGCCCGUCGCAACAGCCACAGCCCCAGGCUCCGCCUCAGACCGCCCUGCUGCCCACUCCACAGCAACACCCCAUGGGCAACCACAUGAUCGCACAGCCGGUGGCGUCUCUGCAGCCCUCUCAGCCCGUCUCCUACUCCAGCCCCUCCUGCCCCCAGGUUCUCCUGCCAGUUUCUCCUCCCCAGCAGUACACAAUGGGAGAAGAGCUGGCACCCCAGUUCAGCCAGAUGACGCUAAGUCGGCAGGGCUCCAGCGAGAACCCUGAGCCUCCCCCCAUGUAUCAGGCUCCUCCCACAGUGCUCUCCCAGCACCCCCCACCUCAGACGAGUUACAUCAUGGCCACCACGGGUCAGCCUAUGCCGCCUCCGUCUGGCUACCAGCCUUCCACAGGACACCCACAUCCUCCACCUCCACCGCCUCCUCCAUCCCAGCCCGUCAUGCAGGCCCCGCCACCCCCACAAGGCUACAUGCAGCCACCUCCACCACAACAGAUACAGGUGUCAUACUACCCUCCUGGUCAGUACCCCAGCUCAGGCCAGCAGUACCGUGUGCCCCAGCCCAUCUCCCACCAGGUGUCUUAUCCUGCCCAGCGCACACAACCCAUGCCUCAGCCCACACAGCAGUCAGGUCUCCAGACCAUGAUGCCCAGCCAGCAGCCAAGCUACCAGGGCAUGAUUGGUGUGCAGCAGCCCCAAAACCCCGGUCUGCUCAACUCCCAGAGGGCAGGCAUGGGAGGACAAAUGCAAAGCAUAAUGGUUCAGUACCCGCAGAUGCCAUCAUAUCAGGUACCAGUGGGAAAUGAGAAUCAGCAGGUGGUGCAGCAGCAGUACCAGCAGCAGGUGAUGGUGCCAGUCAGCCAGUCUGUCCAGGGGCCCAUGCCUGUCUACUACAGUGUUAUCACACCCACACAGCAGAAUAGCACAAGCCCCUCUGUAGGUUACCUGCAGCCCCCCAGCUCCGAACAGUAUCAGAUCACACAGUCGCCGUCCCCGUGCAACCCUCCACAGCUGCAGCAGCAAUAUUCAGGAGUUCCUCCUCCUGGGCCAGGGGUGAUGGUAAUGCAGCUUAGCGUCCCCAAUGGACCACAGCCCUCCCAGAACCCCCCUCUGGUCCAGUGGAACCCCUGCAAGUACUACAGCAUAGAGCAGAGGCCCAGCAAGCCAGGAGAGCUGUACAAACCCGACAACACUCCACAGGCCAGCACCCAGCUGACGAGUCCCCUGGCCUCCCCCACUCAGUCUCCCACCCCGUCUCCCUCCGGCAGUGUCAGCAGCGUCUGUCCAGGCCUGGGACCAUUACCCCUCAUUUCCCAGUUUCCCCGGCCAGGAGGACCCACUCAAGGUGACGGGCGCUACUCUCUGUUGGGUCAGCCUCUCCAGUACAGCCUGUGCCCUCCUCCCCUCAUGCAUGGCCAGUCCUCCUACAGCUCGCAUCAGGGCCAAGGAGUAAUGAAACACGGAGCACGAGGGAAAAAACAAACACUCAAAUCAGCAUCAACAGAUCUGGGCACCACAGAUGUUGUAGUGAGUCGGGUACUCGAGGUAACGGACCUGCCAGAGGGGAUUUCACGUCCAGAGGCUGAGAAGCUCUUCAACCAGCUGUCAAUGUGCGGUGCCAAGAUCCAGUGGCUGAAGGAGGCUCCUGGAGGCCGAGGUGGCUGCGGCCCCUGUCCUGUCGUGGGGCCUGUUGGGCCAGGAGCUGCCGUCGGGCCCGGCGCCUGCGCGGGGGCUAUGGGAGCAAAGGGUGAAGGCAACGACCCGGCUCACCUCUACACAGUAGUGGCAGUGUUCCCCAGCACCAUGGCUGCCCAGAGUGCUUCCUUCAAACUUAACAACAGCGGGGCCAGCCUCUUCAAACUGAGGGCCGCCAAAAAGAACUAUGACCUGCGUGUGCUGGAGAGAGCCAGCUCUCAGUGAAAGGAAAAGAGAGGGGGAGGAAUGAACGAAGGUCAAAGAGACAGCACGAAAGACUUUUGGUGGAGCGGUGGAAAAGGAAGGAGUACUGAGGGGGACUGCUCUUAGUGUACAAUUCAAAAUCAAAAAAAAAACUUGAGUUAAAGAUGUGUCAAAUGUAUAAAAGGGAAGAAGGUGUGAAACAUGAGGUGGCUGGUGUUUGGUUGCAAAUAUGAUUUUGUUGUUUGUUUUUAUUCAUUGUUUUUGUUUUGUAUUUAUAUAGCAGAAGAGCACACAAGACACGCAAGCAUGUGUUUCACAGUUGCCGUGGAAUGUGUGCUGCCAUUUAAAAAACACAUGCAAUGCCACACACACACACACACACACACACACACACACACACACACACACACACACACACACACCAACCAGGAAACACAAACCAACACACCAAUGCAGGCAACAGGGUCACGUAGCACAUAACAAAAACACACUGGACGGUCGACCUCAGUCAAACCUUUUCCCCCUCUUCCUUCUCUUCCUUCUCUCUUCGCUCUCCAACUAUUCCUCCUUUUCUCCUCCUUCUGCCGACGUCUCCUCUCCUCUUCAACUCUCCACCUCCCAGUCGUCUCUUAAUCUCAUAUAUUUAUAAAUUUUCAUAUGCACAGAUGCGCAAUCUCUCUGCUUACCCCAACUGCCCCCCCCCCCCCCCACCUCCUUUUUCUUGCCAUGUCUCAUCCUGCCUCCUGACUCUCUGCUCCUCCGUCCCUCUCAUCCUCUCUUCACUGCUCUCUUCUCUCCUGCUUUCUGUUUGCCUUACUGCUGUUGUGGGUUUCUGUAUUGCGCUGUUUUUUUUUUCUCAGAAGUUUUUUUUCUUUUUCGUUUUUUGGGAUUCAAUAUAUUUAUAUAAGUGAUGUAAGGAAUAAAAGAAAUCUAUAUAUUCAGUGAUUUUUCUUUCUUUCCCCUGAGUGAAAAAGUUUAGGCCUUCCUUUAUACUUAACUCCUUCCCUCUUUAUCCCCCCUCUCCUGUCCCCUGACAUUUGUUUCCUCCCAACUGCCCUCUACCUCACUUCUUUGGUCCUCUCCUCUCUCCCACAACUCCCCCCCCCCCCCCCCCCCCCCCCCCCCCCCCCCCCCACUCCACCCUGACGCCCCAUUGUGUUUGCGUUUUUUCGUUGACAGCUGUGCAGAACGUAUCAGAAGAAGUAGUAAAAGUGCACAAUGAUUGCAUAUGUCUACUGUAAAUUUUAUUUAAUCUGUUAUUUUUUGUUUGUUUUUAAAGAUAUAAAAGUCAAGAAAAAAUCUAUCAAAA